AUGUCGCAUCAAAAAGCAUCAGUCGCGGAAUUUUACAAUGGAAAAACGAUUCUCAUAACAGGUGGCACUGGAUUCAUCGGAAAAUGUCUCAUUGAAAAGUUACUUCGUUCGUGCAGUGGCAUAAAACGCAUUUUUAUCCUCUUACGCGGCAAACGGGGAAAAUCUGUACACGAGCGAAUGGAAUCAUUUAAAAAAGAAGUGAUUUUUCAACAACUUCCUGGAACGGCACUCGACAAAUUAGUCGGCAUUGAAAGCGACUUGUCAUCCGGAUGCAUUUCGGUGCCACGCGAGGGAACGUUACACUUGCAGAGCUCGACAAAAACGUUACUGGAUUUUGCGAGUUCUCUGAAGAACUUGGAAAUUUUUGUUCAUGUCUCGACGGCGUACUCCAAAUGUGAUAAUUCUAAAAUAAUCGAAGAAAAGAUUUAUCCUCCAUACAUGGAUUGGCGAUAUGCAAUAAGGAUGGCUGAGCAAAUAGACGGAGAGAUUUUAGAUUCCGCUCAUGCUCGAUGGUCCACGGAUGUCGCCAACACUUAUGUUUUUACGAAAAAUAUCGCCGAGUACAUGGUUUACGAACAUAAGGAUAAGUUGCCUGUGUUGAUUUAUCGUCCUUCAGUUGUAGUGCCCGCAGAAAGGGAGCCGAUACCUGGAUUUAUCGAUAACUUUAAUGGACCUACGAGUAUCUUUUUGUCUGCAUCAAUUGGAAUUAAUCGGGUAUUGUAUAGCCCUAAAAAUGGUGAAAUAAAUAUGAUUCCCGUCGACAUGGUGAUUAGAGGGUUAAUAAUAGCAGCAGUUAAAAACGCGAACGAGAAAAAUUCGGCCUCCGUAUAUAAUGCAGCUUCGAUCAAAGUAAAAAAAACUAUCGAUUUGGUCGAAACUGGAAAGAAAGUUGUAGAAGAAGUUCCGGCAAAUGUGAUGUUGUGGCGUCCUGAUGGCAAAGUAACUUCUUGCAUUUAUGACUUUUACUCAAUAGUGAUUUUCACUCAAAUUCUUCCCGCAAUUUUGGUUGAUGGAGUCCUGAAGUUGUACAAGAAGCAACCAAUGCUACUGAAAUACCAACGCAUCAUCAUGAACGCCCAAGUGUCUUUGCAAUACUUCAUUAGCAACUAUUGGACGAUCGAAAAUGAAAAAUUUAUGAACUUGAACAAUUUUCUCGCAAAAUCAGAGUUGAAAGAGUUCGAAAUAAAGGAAUUAAUACCAGGCACCGCCGAAUAUUUAAAACUAAGCAUGAUGGGAAGUCGAAGACAUUUAAUGCACUGGCCCGAUAAAACACUCGAAAACGCUAAAAAAUUGUAUCGACGCAUGGUUCUGUUGGAUCAAGUUGUCAAAUAUGCCGUCCUAGCCAUUUUUAUUUAUUUUAUCUAUAACAAAUUUUUCUGUUAG
Molecule: messenger RNA, 1383 nt
Organism: Culicoides brevitarsis
Lineage: Eukaryota; Metazoa; Arthropoda; Insecta; Diptera; Ceratopogonidae
Product: fatty acyl-CoA reductase 1-like
Exons: 8
Coding region: 1-1383 (460 amino acids)
Biological process (GO): long-chain fatty-acyl-CoA metabolic process
Cellular component (GO): peroxisome
Molecular function (GO): alcohol-forming very long-chain fatty acyl-CoA reductase (NADP+) activity
Source: RefSeq, a predicted model, not a curated record